Molecule: messenger RNA, 984 nt
Organism: Talaromyces marneffei
Lineage: Eukaryota; Fungi; Ascomycota; Eurotiomycetes; Eurotiales; Trichocomaceae
Exons: 3
Coding region: 1-984 (327 amino acids)
Source: RefSeq, a predicted model, not a curated record
AUGCUACGCCCGCGCCUCGUGCUGCGGUUUGUUUUGUACCUAGCGAUCAGUUGGCUAGUCCUCGCCGCCCUAUACAUAGGCCUGCCUAGCUUUUCUCGAGAUGACGAUGGCACUGAAUACGCAACCAAUGUGCUGAAAAGUGGAGGAAAACUGACUCGUGUUUAUGAAGUUCGCGAAUAUUUCUCAAAGGAUGUUUCAAAUUUUAUAAACAACAAUGAGCCCCGAGAGUUUAUCGCUCUGACCUUCAGAAUAGACAAAGCGUCUAACGCGCUGGUCAUUUGUGGCACGACAAAGCAUGGCCUAACUAGAGCCCCGGAAACAGUGGGAAUAAACGAUGAAGGAAAUACUAGCAGAGGGUCUUUGUCUGUACCGGCGGGCGAUGUGGAUGGCGUUAGUUUGCCGUGGUUCGAAACCGCGGACGCAGUUAUGAUGUUUCAUUUUAUACAUCGUGACAAAGCGGUGGUCACAUUGGAUGUGGGUUACAGAGAAGGUGGACGAAUAUUGAAGGUGUGGCCAGCUGGGUCAUGGCAGGAUGAUGACAAACUUCUCUUUUCUUUAACCCUAAAUGAUGCGCCUGAGGGUGGUUCCAGCCGUGUCUUGACGGCCAGCGUGCCUCUUUUUCCCUUGUCACUCUCACCGAGUCCAACAUACCAGAUCCGACUCGUUCUUUUAAUAUUCCUUGCACCACUAACCAUUCUCUUCAUGGGUGCGUUCAUGGGCGCAAGCUUUGUGAUUUCUACAGUCCUCGGUCUCCUCCUUCGAUCCUCUGGGGUGAUUGCAUUUUUACUAUUGGUUCGUUGGGUCUACAAGGGCAGACCUUCAUUUAACGAAUUCGUGGAGGAGAUUGCCGGUGAUCUAAGGGGUCUUGCGAAGAGGGUGCAAACUUGGAGAAAUAGAGAGUCGUCGAGUGAAAGUAAAGAUGAAGAACAACCGUCUUUAAGGGACGAGGAUAGUCCCACAUUGGAUAGGAAAGAUGUAUCAUAG